GGCACUGGUGACGUCACCCGGGCUGCAAAGUAAAUGUGUGACGUGGAGAAGAAACGGAGAAACAAAGCUGCUGCUGCCGCCGCCGCCGCUGCUCGGACUGCUCUGGAUCAGCGUUUAUUUCUCCGCAAAGAAGAAAAGCGUCUAGCCUUCCAGUGUGAAUGCAGAGAACCGCGCAGUUCUCCUCUCCGCUCUCCCGGUUCAGCUAAACAGCUUCUCCGGUCGCUGAUGGUGUUUUCGCUAACGACCCAGCUGAGCUAGCCUGUUAGCCGCCUAACGACCCUGCUGAGAAACGCGACUCUCUCCUACACUUAGCUUAGUAACUUCAGCUGGUUCAACUGCUUUGCCACGUUGGCCGUGAGAUAAAAUGGGGCUGACCAUUUCAAGCGUCUUUUCUCGUCUUUUCGGCAAGAAGCAGAUGAGAAUUCUUAUGGUUGGUCUUGAUGCUGCUGGGAAAACUACAAUCUUGUACAAACUUAAACUUGGAGAAAUAGUCACAACAAUUCCAACCAUAGGCUUCAACGUUGAGACUGUCGAGUACAAGAACAUUUGCUUCACCGUUUGGGACGUGGGUGGCCAGGAUAAGAUCAGGCCUCUUUGGAGGCACUACUUCCAGAAUACGCAGGGUCUCAUCUUUGUUGUAGACAGCAACGAUCGCGAGCGUGCACAGGAAGCUGCUGAGGAGCUGCAGAAGAUGCUUCAGGAGGACGAGCUCAGAGAUGCGGUUCUACUCGUAUUUGCAAACAAACAAGACCUGCCCAAUGCCAUGCCCAUCAGUGAGAUGACAGACAAACUUGGUCUGCAGGCACUUAGGAGCAGAACUUGGUACGUUCAAGCAACCUGCGCCACUCAGGGAACAGGUUUGUAUGAAGGAUUGGAUUGGCUUUCUGAGCAGCUGUCCAAACGCUAAACAGCAACGAUUGGAUGACCAAGAGGUGUAUUUUAAUCAAGGACAUGACCAACAGAACUGACAGACACAUGGGACAUAUUGGAGUAUACCUGGUUACCAAAUUCACCACUGAGGCAAUUUUGACAGUGCUUUUCUGCAUUGGGUUGACCGAACUUGAACUUCCUCGAUCAUUUCUACCAGGCGUAUGUAACUGUGUGCCUGUUGUAGUUUAAUCUGGACUAACGAUUCGAAAGCUUGUAAGUUAGCUCAUCGUAAGGAGGCAACAGCUAAAGGGCAGAGGUACACACAAAGUGAUGGGUUCUCAGCUUGUUAGGUUCUUGCAUUUUGUCAAAGAUGGGAUCAUAUUUAUAUUUAAACAAACACACUUCUGCCCUGGCUUUGUUACUCAGUUUAUUAUUUUAUGUAGUCUUAAUAUUACAUUUGCAUGGCUUUUAAUCUGGACCAUUUCCGUUAAAGGAAUUUAGACACAGUCUUGUAGCA
Molecule: messenger RNA, 1387 nt
Organism: Colossoma macropomum (tambaqui)
Lineage: Eukaryota; Metazoa; Chordata; Actinopteri; Characiformes; Serrasalmidae
Product: ADP-ribosylation factor 4-like
Exons: 6
Coding region: 365-907 (180 amino acids)
Biological process (GO): intracellular protein transport; vesicle-mediated transport
Cellular component (GO): cytoplasm; plasma membrane
Molecular function (GO): GTP binding; GTPase activity
Source: RefSeq, a predicted model, not a curated record